Strongylocentrotus purpuratus (purple sea urchin) is the source of this 1705-nucleotide messenger RNA. RefSeq lists its product as uncharacterized. Bases 16 to 1458 code for a protein of 480 amino acids. The record is from RefSeq and is a predicted model, not a curated record. The transcript has 4 exons. NCBI's taxonomy places the organism in Eukaryota, Metazoa, Echinodermata, Echinoidea, Camarodonta, Strongylocentrotidae.
CGUUAAUUCAUCACGAUGGGGAAUGACCAAAGUAAUUUUGACGAUUUGAAGCGAAGGCAAAUUGAACAUGAACGAAAAACGGAGAAAGAAAAAAAAGAACUGUGGAACAAAUGGCUAAUCGCGGAAAAAGAACAAAAAGAACAAAAAAUGCUUCAUGAGGCCGAAUUGCAGAGGGAAAGGGCAAAAAUAGAAACAGAAUUGAAGAGACAAGAAGAGGCAAAGAAAAUGAAGUUAAAAGAAGGCCAAGAAUUCCUUCGUACUGAACACCUGAAGAGAGAAAAGGCGAUGAGGAAAGCUAUUGAGGAAGAAGAGCAGAUGAAGGCACAAAUACUUCAUGAAGAAAAACGUACUUCAGAAGAAAGAAAGACGAAAGAACUUGACAAACUACGUGACGAAGUGCCAAAUCUUAAGCCAGGUGACUCCAUUGAGUUUCCUAAUGAAGAUACUACAUUUGCCAAAGAGCUCAAUGUAGGUCUGUACGGUACGACGGGCAUCGGAAAAUCGUCGUUCAUAAACUCGUUGAAAUUUGCAUUAAAAGGGGAAUUGACAGAGCUCACGAUGGAACAAACCUCAACGGAUAAUUUCCACGGUGGCAACACUGUUCGGCGGCUGCCAGUUAGGAUAACAAAGUAUUUGACGUUCAUCGACAACAGAGGAGUUGGAGCAGAAGAUCUGGAAACUAUCGAUGCGUCUAACGAAAUCAUCAGCCAAUUGGAGGGUAGAUCUUCAUUUGCCGAAAAGGUUGAAUGGCGCAAAGAAUCUAGUAGUAAGAAGACUCUCGUUAACGAGGAAAAACAGAUCCACUGUACAGUCUUGGUAUUUGACGCCCAGAACCCACAGUCAGUCUACACGGUUCUGAGCAAGCUUGUUACAGAAAUCUUCGAAUGGCAAGGUCGCUACCCAAUUGGCGUUAUCACGCAUGUAGACGUAGCAACACCGGAUCAGCUGGAGAACAUGUAUGUUGUUCUCAAUUCCGCUGGAUUGGUUGACACAUACGAGGUUGCCAACAUCACCAGGGAGAGGAAAGAAUUAUCUCUAGACCAUCAGCUGAAUAUGCUAAAGCUGAUGAAACGCUGUAUCAAAGAAGGGGAUCGCAUAUUUGCAUUGAGAGGACGGAUUGAGCGUAUGGAGGUGCAACAAGCAGAGGAGAGGGAGAGAGAGGCCGAAGAAGUGAGACUUACACAGGCAAGAUUCGAGAGGGAGAGAGUAGAGGCACAGCAAGCUAAAGAAGAAGAAGAUGCACGAAUCGCAAAAGAGAAAAAGGAAGCAUUGCAAAAGAAAAUAGAUGCAGAAGUAGAAUUGGUGUUACAAGAAAAAUUUGAAAAAGAUCGACUGGCAAGAGAGGCAAGAGAGGCAAUAGAGGCAAGAGAGGCAAGAGAGGCAAAAAAGAACAAAAUAUUUGUCUCUCUGGCAGCUCUUGUUGUUCUCUUAGUCAGUAUUUGGUGGGCGGUAGAAUAACUUAACUCCUCGAAACAGAGUUGAUGCGAUUCUGCCUUGAAAGGAAUAGCUCUUUCAGAUUGAAAUAGUACCUUUAGAUUCAAAUUAAUACUUUUAUAUUCCCGUGUGAUCUUCAAGCAUAUUGUAUACUAUUAUGCAGAUAGAUUCUUCAAUAUUUCUUUUGAGAAGAAAUGUACAUUAUUUGCAGCUCAUGAUUCGCUCUGCACUCUGUCACUGUCACUCUAACUCUAACUAUAACUCUCAUUCU